Toxotes jaculatrix (banded archerfish) is the source of this 4034-nucleotide messenger RNA. RefSeq names its product MIS18 binding protein 1 (gene mis18bp1). The coding region runs from base 26 to 3442 and encodes 1138 amino acids. Lineage: Eukaryota; Metazoa; Chordata; Actinopteri; Toxotidae. The record is from RefSeq and is a predicted model, not a curated record. The transcript has 16 exons.
AGCUAUGUGUUAGCAUACGCUUCGGAUGUGUAAUACUGUUAACUUUAGCCCAAAAGCCAUGUCGUCGUAUCAUCAUUUAUUACAACAAACAAAACCUCGGUUUGAAUCUCCUGCUAAGGUGUUUGCGAAGCUAAAAGCGAAAGUGCAGAGAGAAGCGAUGUGCGCGAGGGAUCCGUAUUGUAACGUAAGAGAGAAACACGGAGCAGAUUUUAACUCGCCGAGGAAGAGAACAGAGAGCACCUGGAUGAACGAGGAGCCCACGGAAAAUCACAGGUUUGGUUCUUACCGCAGUGAAGUGCAGGCUUUGACCCUUUCUCCCAUAUCGACUCCUCAGAAAACCUUAGGGUACUCAUUAGACAUUAGCAGCAAGCCUGCGGAGGAAAUGCCUCCUUUGAGUGAAAUGGGACAUGCUUUUCUGUCAAGAUAUAGACACACACCAACAACGAGAGCUUUCCUGGAGUCAACAGCGGUGUCCCAUCCCCUUUGUCAGGUCAACAGAGAGGAGAUCCGCACAAAGCCACCUCAGAUCAGAGACGAUGGUUUCAAGGUGACAAGCAGGACUCCAGUAAAGAUACAGCCAGUAGAAAAUGACUGUGUAAGGGCUGUGUUUGAGGAGGAUUAUGCUCCUCUCGGUAAACCAAUGUCUCCAGCCAAGAUGUUUUCCCCCAUGAGGAAGAGAUUGAGGAAGAGAAAAUGGGAGCAGCAGGAGUUCAACAAAGUCAGCAGCAGUACAAAGGAGGUCAACAGUGAAGUUGUAAGUCAACCAAAAGAAAGGAAAACCUCCACUGCUUUCAGUGAGGAUAACGGCCACAACAAGACCUGCAUAGAGGAUCUGGGUCAUAUUAUAGGGCUCCCUGCUGACCAGUCAGAGAUGAACCCUUUGAAUCAUGACCCUGUGUUCCCACCACCAAGAUCUGCCACAGAGAAACGUUGCUAUGUUGUUAUGGAAAAAUGUCCUCCAAUGUCUCCUGCCAAGAUGUUUGCCUUCAUGAAAGAGAGGGAAAGUAAAAGGGGACAGCAAGAAGUUCAUGAAGUGAGCAGCAGCACAAGGGAACUCUUUGGUAAUAAUUUCCGUCAGUCCAGAGACACGCCUCUCUCCACGCCUCACGGCGUGACUGAAUUGGAGGACCUUGCCUUUAGAAGUGUUUCAGAAAGUGUGGUUCCUGUCGACCAGUCCAUAGUAGAAUCAGCUGACAGCCAAUCAGAUCCCUCUGAGGAUGUCGCGAUCCCUGCUGCCCGGUCACAGCCAGUUCUGCUUGAAGACCCCCUCGUUCUAAAUUCGCCACGGAUCUCCAUCCCGAAGAAACAUCAGGCUGUGUUCAAGCACAACAAAUGGCCCCAACUCACAAAAUUCCCAAAUGAGAGUGUCAUUUAUCUCAAACAGUGGUUCUUGAGGAAAAAUCAUAAGGGCCUGUUCGUAGAUGGAAUCCACAGGGAGAACAACAUACCAUGGAACAGUAACAUCAUUGCAGACAGGGUUUCUAAUUCUGUGCUGAAGACUGUAUCCGGGAGGGUUUACAUCUUGGUUGGCAGGAUGAACUUGGAUGUUGAUUCUGGGUUUCCCAAAUGGCUUUUGAAGAAGUUUGCUAAUGGUUUUCCUCCAAACUGGAAGACACUUUAUGAGAAGUUUCUGUCAGAGUCAAGACCCAGCUCCAGCAGAAAAACAGAGAAGACCAGUGAAGGGAGAGCAAUUGUAGCCAAGACAAAAUCUGAUCCAUCUUCCAUCAGCCUCUCUGUGAAGCCACAAAGGCAAAAGCCUUUCAAGACACCUGAUUCCUGUCCUCCCUCCAUCUCAGCGUCAACAAAAGUGUCUCGCAGUGGUCGAGUGAUCAAACCCCCUCUGGAGUAUUGGAAAGGAGGGAGAGUCAUUCUGGAUGCACACAUGAAUGUUACCAUCCAUGAAUGUUAUGAUACCUCCAUCUGCAUCCCUGAGGUCACUACAAUGGUGUCUGCGAGGAAAUCACAGAAACCUGCGCGUGUGUUCCUGCCCUGCAGUGAAGGCCAUAAGCAGUGUGAAUCAGCCACCAAUGAAGAGGCACCGGGGCCACAGAGGAAGGUCAAGGCUCCACUCCGCAAACACAGCCGAGCCAAGGGUAACCAUGAUGAGAAGCCCCCUAAUCCACCUGAACCUCUCGUUGAGGCCAUUAGCAGUCCUGAAGAGUGCUCUGGCAGAACAACAAGGUCCAGUAAAAGGUCUCCGGCCAUGGAAAAAAUAUCGUAUGUGGACACUGUCUCUCAAAAGACUGUCUCUGAAAAGACUUCAACAUGGAAGUCAAAAAAACAGGGACAUGACCCCACCAGGCCUUCAGAGAGAGGGCGUAAACAGACUGUGACAGCAUCCCCUGAAUCUCCCACUGUUAAUGACAAAACAUUACAACAACAGUCGUCAGAUGAGGAGUUUUCCAUUAAGAGAAAGAAGCAGAAGAAAGGAGUUUACAGGAAGAAAGGCAGGAAGGUUCUUAACAAGUCACAAUCGAGCCACAUGUCUCCAUCGACUCAGUCAUCAGAGUCCUUUGAGGAGAGUGGUAAAGAACCGAGAGAGAGAACCAGACUAACGAAAAAAAGUGAUGCAACACAAACACUAACAAAACAUAAACCGAGCAAAGGCACCAAAAUUUCACCACCCACGAAAACUUUGCCCAAGUCGACACAACCCCACAAGGCAAACAAGGGGAGCACAACCAUUCCACAAGAGCAAGAUGAAGACAAGUGGACUGAGGCAGAGCUCAUAAAGCUAAAAGAGGCUGUGUCCUACUAUCCUAAACAUGUGGCAGGUUACUGGGCAAAGGUGGCAAGGAUGGUAGGAACACGUUCUGCAGAGGAGUGCCACAACCAGCACACAUCCCAUGGAGUAUCACAGACUCCUGCUAAGAGAGCCAAGAAACCCAGAAAGGAAAAGGUGGAAGCACCAAAAGAUCCAGAUCGUCCCGUAAUAUCUGCUCGAGUGGGAACCUUGAAGAGGAAGCAGCAGGUGCGUCAGUUCCUGGAGGCCAUGCCCAGAGAAGACGCUGAUGAUGUUUUCAGCUCUGCGUACAUGCAGAAUAAACGCUUUGAGAUCCCCUCCAUGUGUCCGAGUGAAGACCACGACCUCACAGUGUCGGACCUGGAGCCCCUUACCCCCAUGUCGAAGGUUUUCCCUGAAGUAAAGACUCCUCAGUGUCUGCAUAUCACCCCUGGCAUGAUGGGCUCUCCAAACAGGAGCAAUGAUGACAAGUACGUCUAUCAGCUUCAGAAGAGGAUGAAAAAAAAUCAGUUUAAUGUCUGCAAACAGGCUCACUCUGCAAAGAGCUUUACACCCACGCCGUCAGUUAAACGAACAAUGAGAAGAUGUGGUAACACAGAAAAUGACACCUUUGUUGUUUGGGAGAUGUUCCCAGGAAACGACGUGGCACUGUCUGAAAGCGGAGAGGAAGAGGAUUUUUACUUCUCAGACAACGACUGAUCAGUUGCAGCUGAGCUGUCAAUGUCAUAGUAAAAUAUAUGAGAGGAAUCAAAUGAGUUAAAUCAAUGGACCUGAGGAGAGAUUUCACCUUGCAUUUGUUUACCUCAUCAAAGGUGAACAACAGUUACAAAUUUUCUCCCCUGAUGUAUGUAAGAAGUGGAGGGAUUAAUGUCCUUUUUUUUUUUUAAAAUAUGGAAACUUGGGUUUUGAUCACAUUGGAGUGAGACAAAUGGCCAGAUUUAUUGAUUAUUAAUCUGAAUCUUUUAAACAUGACUUGUAUAGCAAUGUAUAAAAAUUAAACAUGUUUGUGCUGAUGUGGCCUGUUGUAUAGUUAAAGGACCACUGUGCAGAAUUUGUGGCAACAGAAACGUGGUGGUGGAAGAGGACCUGCUCUUUGUGUACAUAUGAAGGGUUUAUUCUAAGUUAGUGAAAACAUGGAAUAUAAUUUCAUCUCCUUAAAUCCAACACAAUGGUCCUUUAAGUUAAAUAGUUGGGAAUUGUUUUAAAAUUUUAAUUUGUUACAUCCUGUCAAAAACAGAACUGUGUUGCUGUCUUCUUGUAUGUCGCUGUAAAUAUAGUUUUUGUUUAAGGA